ACACUUCAAAAUUAAAUGCCAUAUAAUUACUCUUCAGGCCCAAUAAGAAUGACUUUUUGCGACUGUUGUAGCUUAUUGAAAGAACAGCUUUCUGAAUGAAGACGUUUCGAAACCGAAUAAUCUUGCCAAAGUUUUAGCGCAAUCCAGUCGCCCGCCUCCGCUCAUGCUUUCCAAAACAACACAAACGCCUGUAAGACAUCUGCAAAACAUUUGUGAAGUCCAAGAUAAGAGGUCGUCGCCCAAACGCUGCGCCAUUCAGCGGUGCUGCUCCAACUCCAAGCUGCAGCCUGACAUCAUCACAGCAUCUUUGAAGCAUUUCAUCAUGGAACAAACUCAAAGUCUCCGCUUGGUGUUUUGCCUUCUAUUGCUGAUCCAAUGCACACUCUCACAGACAACAGAAAAGAAGAGAAGCACAAAGAAAGACUCGACCAAUGCUGCAAUCGAGGAACUCAAGAAACAAAUUGAAGACAUUGUUAAUGACCUGAACUUACUGAAAGAGCAGCAAUCUCUGCAGUCAAUGUGUCUUCGUGGAACAAAGGUCCCAGGCAAGUGUUUACUCGCCGAUCCGGUCAAGAAGAAUUUCCACGCAGCUAGUGACGACUGCGUCGCCAAAGGGGGCAGCCUGAGUACACCCCUGACAGGCCAUGAAAAUGACCAGCUUUACGCCUACGUGCGGCAGAGCAUCAGCCCGGAGGAGUCCAUCUGGCUGGGGAUCAAUGACAUGGUGACUGAAGGCCAGUGGUUGGACCAAUCGGGGUCCAGCUUGCGCUUCAAGAACUGGGAGACCGAGAUCACCAUGCAGCCGGACGGCGGGCGCAGCCAGAACUGCGGCGUGUUGGCCACCACGGCCAACGGGAAAUGGUUUGAUGAGAGUUGCCGAGGUGAGAAGGCUUCCGUGUGUGAGUUUAACAUUGUGUGAGCAGAAUUGCCUUUAUUUGAGUAUAACCAUCAUCAUAUAAUGUUUCAAAAUAAUGCACUAACCACUUCCUCAUUUACAACAAUAGUCACAAAAUCGUUUUCAUUUUACUAUGUAGAAUUUUCACUGCAUUUAUUAUCAAAGCAGAAAACACAAGGAAUAAUUUUCUGGCAGAUUUCGUGGUAAACACCGUUGGAUUUCUAUCCUUAAAACAUCAGCUAAUCAACCAAAAUAAACAUACAACAACAAACUUCUCCAUGUCAUUUCUGUGCACUGCUCGGGAUAAAAAUUCAGCAUCAAACGAAAUAUUUUCGUCUCCACAGCAGUCAUGGAAAAGAUAAGACCAACAAGCAUUUCUUGAGGAAUUGAACUCAACACUGCUUUGGCCUGUGAGCUCAGAAAAGUGAAACAUUCGAGUAGGAAGAGAUUUGUUUGGAAAACACAAACCACAAAAACAAAUGAGAAGCGGUGAAUACAGUACUUGUAAACUGUGAGCUGGUUGCAGAGUGAGUGUGUGUGUGUGUGUGUGUGUGUGUGUGUGUGUGUGUGUGUGUGUGUGUGUGUGUGUGUGUGUGUGUGUGUGUGUGUGUGAACUAUCAAACAUCUGCUUGGGGCUAUAUUUUCUGUUACACAUCACGGAGUCUAAAUUCUGAGUCACAAAAGCAGAUGAAGAGGUACAAAGGGAUUGCGUAAACUUUUCCACCAUCCAAAUGACCUCACAAUUAUUCAGGCCUAUGUCAGAUUAUGAAAUUAAUUUCUUCAGACAUCUUCAAACAUUGUCAGACAUUUGGGAUUAUAGUAAAGUGAGUUUCAGGCAUUACUUUGGGAUAUAAAAAUCGUGUUGGGGGUACACAGUGCACGUAUUAGUCCAAGCCAAGUUAAAGUUUGUGUAAAUGUCUUUAAUUCUAAAAGAUGAGAAGAAACUCACAUAAAAGUUGACUGUAAAAUGUUACGACCGCACGUCUUGAGUGUUUAAAAGUGUGUUAUCUGUCUUUCACCCAAAAUCAGCUUGUGAGUUUUAAAGGAAUGUGUUCCAUUUCUCUUAAGUAAGCGGUGAUUCAGUUCUCAUUUCACAAGAGAAGCACUGCCACUCAAGAUAAAAGCAGGCAGCAGCAGCAGUCAAGUCUGAGCACGUCUAGUUUGUGAAUUUGGUGCAAAAACCCAUGCGGGAAAAACAAGGUCUCUAGCAAUCCAAGAAUGAAGAUCACCAAGUUAAAUAAAAAAAAAGUCAAGUGGAAAUCCCGCAUCCUAUCAGUUGCCUCCCUCCGGAUCCAGCCGUGCCUCCAUCGUAGCCGAGGUGGGCUGUGCGUCGUAAAUCACAUUGUCCACCAGCGUGUGGCCGUGGCUGGGGGGCCUGUUGGGAAGUGGGGGUCCCUGCUGCGGAUACUCUUGGUAAACCCCCGUCUCAAUGUUGUUUUCGUCUUUAGAUAGUGGAGAGUCUGUUGUCUCCGUGUAGGGGUCUUCCAUGUCCGACGCUGUGUAGAUUCCCAUCUCUGCGCCUUUUUUCAGCAGGUGGGUGUAGACAAGCGUGUCCUCAAUGGAGGCGUACACAUGGGACUCGUUGUCUUCACGGCUUUUAGGGAAGGCGUUGUUUCCCGGCAGGAAGAUGGUGCCGUUGGGAUUGUAGAUGGACACCUGAUGAUUGAUCUUCUUUUUCUUCUUCCUAUUUGAACUGCCAUGGUGGAGUAAACUGUUUUGAUGGGCAAUUGCAUUCAAAAGUAAUUUCAAUUAGACAUGUUAAGGUAGAAGCUCUCGGUGACGGUGACCUCCUCGGCCUCCUCGUCCUCCCUUCGGCUAUACUCCUCCUCCAGACUGUCGAACGUCUGCACCCGAAUGUUGGUAUGGCGGUUGGCACACUUGGGCUGGCUGAGGUUGACGAACUUCAAGUGCGCUUCCAUUUUAGGGGGUAGCGAGACGAUCCAGGAGACGGUGGCGUAGGACUCCAUCCCCGCCGGCCAACCGGGCGUCGCCAAAAGGAGACUCGUGUCUCUUUUUGGGGAUAAUGUGAAUAUGUACCUUUCUGGAUUGGACAGAAGAGACUUUCAAUACAUAUUUCCCAAUAUCAAAUGAAAAGGAUCACUUUCGGUGCUUAAAGCAUUUUAAUAUAUACCGUAUUUUCCGCACUAUAAGGCGCACCUAAAAACCUCCAAUUUUCUCAAAAGCCGACAUUGCGCCUUAUAAUCAGGUGCGCCUUUUAUGGACCAAUAUUGAGCCACUACAGCAGGCGUGUCCAAAGCCCGGCCCGCGGGCCAAAUGUAUAUAUCUUAUAUAUGGACAAAGUUUUAAAAUGGGCCAUUCAUUGAAGGUGCGCCUUAUAAUCCGGUGCGCCUUGUAGUGCGGAAAAUACGGUAGGUGGUAUUUAAUUAUUAAUGUACUACUUUUACUUUCACUACUUUUAAGUAGGAUUCAAAGAGUUACCUGUUAUCUCCUCUUUCAAACUAGCAGUCAACAAAGGCUUCACAGACGAUUUCAGUGUUUGGUUGCCUAUUUUUGUGAGGGUGACCGUUACGUUGGUGUGGAUUUGGACCUUCUGAAUGGCCCCCUGAGGACAGAAGUGGCCUACGGUCUUGCCAUCAUCCUCGGUCAAGCUAAUGAGACUGUCGUCGCACAGCUGACCCGGCAGGGACUGCUUCAGGGGUCCCAUUAAAGAGAAGUAAAUCAGGAUCCCUCUCGUCAUUAGAGGAGUUUCCCGCUGAGCUGCUGUCAUUCAUGACUAAGUGGUGAGGUAACAUCAGAGCUUCCCGAGCCUGCAAACCUGAGGGCAUCUGGAGAGUCCAGGAGAACCAGCUUGUCGUCUAUCCAUCUCACAGUUCCUGAGAAUCAGAGAAAAGUCUCCCUGACUCUGGAGAGGUUGGGUGUCCGUCAGAGCCGUCACCAGCGCCAGCCUGCCUUUGUUGUGGUACUCGGCCGCAGUUUCCUUCUUCAGACAACGUGGCUCGGUCAGGUUAAGGAACUUUAUCGCUGCUCUUUGUUUAUUUGUGAGCUCAAAGUACCACUCCAUCACGUCAUCGUCGGGAAAACUCUCGGGGAAGUUUGGAGAAAGCAACUCAGAGGAAUAUGUUCCAUGUGACAAAGAUAAUGUAACUUUGGCAAGAGCUAAAAAAGAACAAAAGACAACGCCAUUUAGAUACGAGACAAGAUGGAGAAGAUUGUAUCAAGUAGCUAACUUACAUUUGAUGUCCUCUCCAACAGACACAGUAAAAUAGUCACUUUGGACCUCCAGGCCUGGUGGGACAUCCAAAGAGAAGCUACCCUGGUUUAGAAUUUGAAUACUUCUGAUAGGGCCCGUUGUGCAGUAUUUGCCAAUGACCACACUGCCUGUCUGCUGAAAGGCCUUGAAGGUGUAAGUGUGCAUAUCUGGACACUUUUCAGAUGGAGGAAUUUGUCUCAUGCCUGUCUCUGGGAAGUCCACUUGGACUGACUUUGGUCCAGAGGCCUUCAGGUUCCAUGUGAACCUACGGUGGAAAUCCAACCACAAUGUGCUGACUGGAACCGACCACCAACCGCAUUCCUCAAUGGAUGGGGGCAAAAGAAUUGCACUGAAACAGGGUUGCCGACUUUCAACAAUAGUGCCUCUUCACAAUUUUGCCUUCCCUCGGUGCACACUUUGCAUGAUGAGCCUUUGGCCAGCCUGCUGAUGUUGACAGUGGUACUUCCAUCAUGGAUGAACAUAAAUGACUGGAUUCCUG
Molecule: messenger RNA, 4605 nt
Organism: Syngnathus typhle (broad-nosed pipefish)
Lineage: Eukaryota; Metazoa; Chordata; Actinopteri; Syngnathiformes; Syngnathidae
Gene: clec3ba
Product: C-type lectin domain family 3, member Ba
Exons: 8
Coding region: 164-919 (251 amino acids)
Molecular function (GO): signaling receptor activity
Source: RefSeq, a predicted model, not a curated record